AUGACCGUAGUCACAAGAGCAACGACGUCUUCGCUGCGAGCCGCCGCCCGCUAUGGCCUAGGCAGCGCCAGCUCGAGUACCUGCACCAAUGUCUCACGCAGCAUCACACCACUGGCACGCCGAACCAUGAUCACCGCAUCCCAGACCCCCGCUCUUCGAUCUCGAUCGCUCACACCCUUGGCUGCCGCUGCAUGGUCAUCGGCACCUUUGCUCGGCAUGCAAAAGCGAACGAUGUUUAUCCAAACCGAAUCUACCCCCAACGAGGACUCGCUCAAGUUCCUCCCCGGUCGUCAAGUAAUGGAAUCCGGAACACAUGAGUUUCUCGACACCCGCUCGUCGAUGGCUUCUCCCCUAGCCAAGAAGCUCUUCAACAUCCCUGGUGUCAUUAGCGUCUUCUACGGACCCGAUUUUGUCACAGUCAGCAAAGACGCCGCGCACCAGUGGUCAACGCUCAAACCGGAGAUCUACUCGAGCAUCAUGGAGUUUUUCACCGCUGGUCACCCGCUUUUCACUGAUCCCGAGUCUUCGCAUGGCUCGCAGGACACUGUCAUCCUGGAUACGGACUCGGAGGUCGUGGCCAUGAUCAAGGAGCUACUCGAUACAAGGGUGCGCCCAGCUAUCCAGGAAGACGGCGGCGAUCUCGAGUAUCGCGGGUUUGGAGAGGACACGGAUGGUAUCGUCAAGGUCAAGCUGAAGGGCUCAUGCCGUGGCUGCGACUCGUCAACUGUCACGCUCAAGUCCGGUAUCGAGCGCAUGUUGAAGCAUUACAUCCCCGAAGUGCAAGGUGUAGAGCAAGUGUUGGACCCAGAGGAGGAAAUUGCGCUGGACGAAUUCGCCAAGCUCGAACAGAAACUCGAAAAGGAUCGUCAGAAGGAACGCAGCAUGGGCUUCUCUUUGUGA
Molecule: messenger RNA, 900 nt
Organism: Sporisorium graminicola
Lineage: Eukaryota; Fungi; Basidiomycota; Ustilaginomycetes; Ustilaginales; Ustilaginaceae
Exons: 1
Coding region: 1-900 (299 amino acids)
Biological process (GO): iron-sulfur cluster assembly
Cellular component (GO): mitochondrion
Molecular function (GO): iron ion binding; iron-sulfur cluster binding
Source: RefSeq, a predicted model, not a curated record